This is a messenger RNA of Coregonus clupeaformis (lake whitefish), 2033 nucleotides long. RefSeq names its product kelch-like protein 20. The transcript has 8 exons. The coding region runs from base 303 to 1343 and encodes 346 amino acids. The record is from RefSeq and is a predicted model, not a curated record. Gene Ontology annotation, molecular function: protein binding. NCBI's taxonomy places the organism in Eukaryota, Metazoa, Chordata, Actinopteri, Salmoniformes, Salmonidae.
GGUGGCUGGUAUGGCUGCUGGGCAGGGUAGAAGGGGCAGAAAUAGAUGUAUCUCAGGGUAGAGGUGGCAGGCUCUGGCUCUUGGGGUUAUCAGUAUUCGACUUUAGGGAGCAGCAAACUGAGCAGUAAACUAUAUCAGUCAGUAGAUUGGGCUGGGCAAGAAGAUAGACUUCAGGCAGCAGAGAGUGAGCUGAAGUGAACUCCUAUAGAUAGACAAGACUGUGAAAGAGAAUUUGACUAGCUGUCAAGGUGUCAAAAGAAAAUAUAUUGUUGCUGGAGACCUGACCUGAGAGCUGAGGUGACAUGGGAGUGUACAAUGAACAAGGGGAGGCCCUUGGAGAACCAGACACACAGGAGGUCAUGAUGCACAAAGACAGACGAGGGGGGGUCGGUGGUCGCCAUGGCAUCCCGAGCUCUAUGUCCCUGCGCAGACAACACUCCAAACUCCCCCCUAGAGAGGUGUUCAACGACAUCAUGUACAUAGUGGGCGGCUGGACCCAAGAGGACCCCUCCUGCCCAGUGGAACAGUUCUGCCCCCUGGAGAAUGAGUGGAAGAACAUGGCCUCCAUGAUCAAUCACCGUGGUAACGUGGCCGUGUGCGGCCUGUAUGGGAAGAUCUACACAGUGGGCGGGUCCGAUGGCGUCACCUACAAAAGCAAUGUGGAGAGGUACGACCCACAAACUAAUACCUGGAGUAACGACGUGGCCCCCCUGAGCAGCCCCCGCAGCGGAGUGUGUCUGGUGGAGAUGGACGGAUACCUGUACGCCCUCGGAGGGUACGACGGCAUGGUCUGCACCAACACUGUUGAGAGGUAUAAUCCCAAAAUGAACAGCUGGACGAAGCAGGCUCCGAUGCUGAGCCGGCGUAGUGGGGCAGCUGCUGCUGUGAUGGAUGGUCUCCUGUACGUGAUUGGAGGCAGCGAUGGAGACGUACCCAUGAACACAGUGGAGCGUUUUAAUCCCUUGGAUGGGACGUGGUAUGUGUGCCCCCCCAUGCUGACCGCUAGAGAGAACGCCGGCUGCUGUGUGUACCUGGGACGUCUGUUUGUGACCGGAGGCCGGGAUGACCUCAACCUGGAGCUCAGCACUGCAGAGAAGUUUGAUCCAGACGCUCUGAGAUGGACCCCCGUCAAACACAUGAGGUGCAAGAGGAACAAUAUGUCCCUGAUGGUGUUCAACGGGUCGUUGUUGGCUGUAGGAGGCUUUGAUGGCAUUACCAAUCUGAAAACAAUAGAAGUCUACAACCACGAGUCAAACACAUGGAGACACUUUGGGAGCAUGAAGACUAAACAUCCGGGAGGCCAUGUUGCCAUUUUGACCACAAAACAUGGUUACAGCCUGUAACUGGAGAUAACGUUGAUGGACAAUAACUUAUGGAUUUAUAAUAUGUAUUAUGAUAUUAUUUAUGAUUUAUAAAGUGUAUGUCCAAGUAGGAAUCAUAACCACAAAUAUGAUAUAUAAAAUUAUAUGACUAUGUAACAUAGGACAAUACAGCGGAAGCUGUAUGUAAUUUCUGCAACAGCAACUGUUAGACUCCUGUAAAUAGUGUUAUGCUUCUUCAACAGAGAUAGUUUAUUGAUAAGUGUAUGAUGAAGGAAAAGACAGGGUCAAGAAAGGUUGAGGUGUUUUCCCAGAAGGCUGAGAAUAGGAACGUUGAAGGAUGGUUGAGAAAAGGUCAUUUAGGAAAUGUAUGGCUGUGUCCCAAACGGCACCUUACCCAGCUAGCACAUUUGGUUCCUUGGAAGUUGUGGGAAUGUAUGAUUUUGGUUUUACAUUGAUUGUGAGAACGAAGCCAUACGUUUCCUGACCGGUAAAACUGAAAGCUUUUUAAAAGUUCUGAGAACAGAAGUAAAAAUGUCGCCUGUUCUGGGAACGUUUAUCUUUUAGGGGAGGUUCUGACUUUGAAUGUUUUCCUGGGAGGUUUUAUUAAUGCUCUGAGAACAGAAAUUAUAGGUUAUUUGGAGGUUUUUGAAUAACUUCCUUAAAACUUUUACUGAAUGUUUCAAUAACACUUUUAAUAAAACUGCUAUCUUA